AUGGCCGACAAACUCCGCACGCAGCAAGAGCUCGAGCGCCUUCAGGCGAAAUAUGUAGGCACCGGCCACCCCGACACGUCGAGCUGGGAAUGGCGCACCAACAUCCACCGCGACACCCUCUCGUCCAUCGUCGGACAUCCUCCGCUUAUCAACUACAUUGCGACGGCCGAGAACGAGCCUAUUCAGAUUGUGCGCGCGAGGUUGAUCAGGCAAAUGCUGCAACCUUGUGGUCCUCCUCCCCCGAGAGAGGAAGAUAUCCCGAUUCCUGCCGAAAUGAUUCAGAAACGAAAAUAA
Messenger RNA from Scedosporium apiospermum, 294 nucleotides. RefSeq lists its product as uncharacterized. The coding region runs from base 1 to 294 and encodes 97 amino acids. Gene Ontology annotation, biological process: mRNA splicing, via spliceosome. Lineage: Eukaryota; Fungi; Ascomycota; Sordariomycetes; Microascales; Microascaceae. The record is from RefSeq and is a predicted model, not a curated record. The transcript is spliced from 3 exons. Gene Ontology annotation, cellular component: U2 snRNP; precatalytic spliceosome.